CGCGGCGCGGGGCCCCGGCGCCUGGCUCCCGCGCAGCAUGCCCGCCAGCGCCCCGCCGCGCCGCCCGCGGCCGCCGCCGCCGUCGCUGUCGCUGCUGCUGGUGCUGCUGGCCCUGGGCGGCCGCCGCCUGCGCGCGGAGACGGGCGACGGCGCGCAGACCUGGGCCCGCUUCGCGCGCCCUCCCGCCCCCGAGGCCGCGGGCCUCUUCCAGGGCACCUUCCCCGACGGCUUCCUCUGGGCCGUGGGCAGCGCCGCCUACCAGACCGAGGGCGGCUGGCAGCAGCACGGCAAGGGUGCGUCCAUCUGGGACACGUUCACCCACCACCCCUUGGCACCCCCGGGAGACUCCCGGAUCGCCAAUCUGCCGUCGGGCGCCCCGUCGCCGCCGCAGCCCGCCACCGCGGACGUGGCCAGCGACAGCUACAACAACGUCUUCCGCGACACGGAGGCGCUGCGCGAGCUCGGGGUCACCCACUACCGCUUCUCCAUCUCGUGGGCGCGGGUGCUCCCCAAUGGCAGCGCGGGCGUCCCCAACCGCGAGGGGCUCCGCUACUACCGGCGCCUGCUGGAGCGGCUGCGGGAGCUGGGCGUGCAGCCAGUGGUCACGCUGUACCACUGGGACCUGCCCCAGCGCCUGCAGGACGCCUACGGUGGCUGGGCCAACCGCGCCCUGGCCGACCACUUCAGGGAUUACGCGGAGCUCUGCUUCCGCCACUUCGGCGGCCAGGUCAAGUACUGGAUCACCAUCGACAACCCCUACGUCGUGGCCUGGCACGGCUACGCCACCGGGCGCCUGGCCCCCGGCAUCCGGGGCAGCCCGCGGCUUGGGUACCUGGUGGCGCACAACCUCCUCCUGGCUCAUGCCAAAGUCUGGCAUCUCUACAAUACUUCUUUCCGUCCCACUCAGGGAGGCCAGGUGUCCAUCGCCCUAAGCUCUCACUGGAUCAAUCCUCGAAGAAUGACCGACCAUAGCAUCAAAGAAUGUCAAAAAUCUCUGGACUUUGUACUAGGCUGGUUUGCCAAACCCGUAUUUAUCGAUGGUGACUAUCCCGAGAGCAUGAAGAAUAACCUUUCGUCUCUUCUGCCUGAUUUUACUGAAUCUGAGAAAAAGUUCAUCAAAGGAACUGCUGACUUUUUUGCUCUUUCCUUUGGCCCAACCUUGAGUUUUCAACUUUUGGACCCUCACAUGAAAUUCCGCCAAUUAGAAUCUCCCAGCCUGAGACAACUGCUUUCCUGGAUUGACCUUGAAUAUAACCAUCCUCAAAUAUUUAUUGUGGAAAAUGGCUGGUUUGUCUCAGGGACCACUAAGAGAGAUGAUGCCAAAUAUAUGUAUUACCUCAAAAAGUUCAUCAUGGAAACCUUAAAAGCCAUCAAGCUAGAUGGGGUGGAUGUCAUCGGGUACACCGCGUGGUCCCUCAUGGACGGUUUCGAGUGGCACAGAGGUUACAGCAUCAGGCGUGGACUCUUCUAUGUCGACUUUCUAAGCCAAGAAAAGACGUUGUUGCCAAAGUCUUCAGCCUUGUUCUACCAAAAGCUGAUAGAGAAAAAUGGCUUCCCUCCUUUACCUGAAAAUCAGCCCCUAGAAGGGACAUUUCCCUGUGACUUUGCUUGGGGAAUUGUUGACAACUACAUUCAAGUAGACACCACUCUGUCUCAGUUUACCGACCUGAAUGUUUACCUGUGGGAUGUCCACCACAGUAAAAGGCUUAUUAAAGUGGAUGGGGUUGUGACCAAGAAGAGGAAAUCCUAUUGUGUUGACUUUGCCGCCAUCCAGCCCCAGAUCACUUUACUCCAGGAAAUGCACGUUACGCAUUUCCGCUUCUCCCUGGACUGGGCCCUGAUUCUCCCUCUGGGUAACCAGUCCCAGGUAAACCACACCAUCCUACAGUACUAUCGCUGCAUGGUCAGCGAGCUUGUCCGUGUCAACAUCACCCCGGUGGUGGCCCUGUGGCAGCCUGUGGCCCCGAACCAAGGACUGCCGCGCCUCCUGGCCAGGCAGGGUGCCUGGGAGAACCCCUACACUGCCCUGGCCUUUGCGGAGUAUGCCCGACUGUGCUUUCAAGAGCUCGGCGGUCACGUCAAGCUUUGGAUAACGAUGAAUGAGCCGUAUACAAGGAACAUGACAUACAGUGCCGGCCACAACCUCCUGAAGGCCCAUGCCCUGGCUUGGCAUGUGUAUAAUGAAAAGUUUAGGCAUGCUCAGAAUGGGAAAAUAUCCAUAGCCUUGCAGGCUGAUUGGAUAGAACCUGCCUGCCCUUUCUCCCAAAAGGACAAAGAAGUGGCCGAGAGAGUUUUGGAAUUUGACAUUGGCUGGCUGGCUGAGCCGAUUUUCGGCUCUGGAGAUUAUCCAUGGGUGAUGAGGGACUGGCUGAACCAAAGAAACAAUUUUCUUCUUCCUUAUUUCACUGAAGAUGAAAAAAAGCUAAUCCAGGGUACCUUUGACUUUUUGGCUUUAAGCCAUUAUACCACCAUCCUUGUAGACUCAGAAAAAGAAGAUCCAAUAAAAUACAAUGAUUACCUAGAAGUGCAAGAAAUGACUGACAUCACGUGGCUCAACUCCCCCAGUCAGGUGGCAGUGGUGCCCUGGGGGUUGCGCAAAGUACUGAACUGGCUGAAGUUCAAGUACGGAGACCUCCCCAUGUACAUAAUAUCCAACGGAAUCGACGAUGGGCUGCAUGCUGAGGACGACCAGCUGAGGGUGUAUUAUAUGCAGAAUUACAUAAACGAAGCUCUCAAAGCCCACAUACUGGAUGGUAUCAAUCUUUGCGGAUACUUUGCUUAUUCGUUUAACGAUCGCACAGCCCCGAGGUUUGGCCUCUAUCGCUUUGCUGCAGAUCAGUUUGAGCCCAAGCCAUCCAUGAAACAUUACAGGAAAAUUAUUGACAGCAAUGGUUUCCCGGGCCCAGAAACUCUGGAAAAAUUUUGUCCAGAAGAAUUCACCAUGUGUACUGAGUGCAGUUUUUUCCACACCCGAAAGCCUUUAGUGGCUUUCAUAGCUUUUCUAUUUUUGGCUUUUAUUGUUUCUCUCUCCCUUAUAUUUUACUACUCGAAGAAAGGCAGAAGACGUUACAAAUAGUUCUGAACAUUUUCCUAUUCAUUCGUUUUGAAAUAAUUAUGCAGACACAUCAGCUGUUAAUCAUUUGCACCUCUAAGUGUUGUGAAACUGUACAUUUCAUACAUCUGACUUCCAGAAAACGUUUUUGUGGCUUAUGACAGAGGUUUUGAAAUGGGCAUAGGUGAUCGUAAAAUAUUGAAUAAUGUGAAUACUGCCUGAAUUUGUUCUCCUUUUUAGGUGAUUAAAAACUGACAGGCACUAUAAUUUCUGUAACACACUAGCAAAAGCAUGAAAAACAGUAACCACACCAAUGCUACGUUUGUGCAGAAAUUUGAAUGACAAGAUUAGGAAUAUUUUCAUCUGCACCCACUUCUAAAUUUAAUGUUUUUCUGGAAGUAAUAAUUGCAAGAGUUCGACUAGAAAGUUACAUACCAAGUAACCAUUUCUCAACUGCCAUAGUAAUGCCUAGUGGCUCCCCCUCUGUCAAAUCUAGUUUCCUGUGAAAAAGAAGAUGGCAGAUACAGGAGAGAUGACAGAGGGCCCUAGGCUGGAAUGUUCCUUUCGAAAGCAAUGCUUCUAUCAAAUACUAGUAUUAAUUUAUGUAUCUGGUUAAUGACAAACUUAGCAAAUUAUGGAAAUGUAUAUUUUAUAUGAUUUUUGAGGCCCUCUCUUAACCCUGGGUACCUGAGGGAUUUGUCUCACUGGUACCUUGUUGGGGGCCUUGCACAUAGGAAACUUUUGAUAAAUAUCUGCAGAAAAAUAAACAUGCAUUCUGUGAUAUUGGGCUCUUCAGGAAGCAUAAAGCACUUGUGAAAUACAGUAUACCGCAGUGACUCUAGGUGGAGGAAAGGAGGAAAAAGUGCUUAUUAUGUGCAACGUUAUGAUUAAUUUGAUUAUACACCAUUUUUGAGUAGACCUUGGGAUGAAUGACAUGACCUUUCCCUAGAGAACAAGGAUGAAAUAAUCACUCAUUCUAUGAAGAGUGAUACUACUUUCUAUUCUUUAGCUGUACUGUAAUUCAUUGAAUUGAUAGUUUUACAAAUGCUUAAUAGGUUCAAAAGCAAUCCGGUCUGAAUAACACCGGAUUUGUUUUUGUGAUCUCUGAGGUCUAUUUUAUGUUUUUGCUGUUACUUCUGUGGAAGUAGCUUUGAACUAGUUUUACUUUGAACUUUUACACUGAAACAUGCUAGUGAUAUCUAGAAAGGGCUAAUUAGGUUUCAUCCUUUAAUGCCCCUUAAAUAAGUCUUGCUGAUUUUCAGACAGGGAAGUCUCUGUAUCACACUGGAGUUCUUUUAUAGAUAAGUCAAUAUUGUAUCAGGCAAGAUAAACCAAUGUCAUAACAGGCAUCACUAACCUCACUGACACAGGGUCCUAGUGUAUAAUAAUAUACCGUACUGUAUAAUAUAUCAUCUUUAGAGGUGGUAUGAUUUUUUCAUGAAUGAUAAGCUUUUGGUGAUAUUCAUUUUAAACUGGACUUAUUAAAAUUGGAUGCUAGAGAAUCAAGUUUAUUUUAUGUAUAUAUUUUUCUGAUUAUAAGAGUAAUAUAUGUUCAUUGUAAAAACUUUUAAAACACAGAAACUAUAUGCAAAGAAAAACUAAAAUUAUCUAUAAUCUCAGAAGCCAGAAAUAGCCACUAUUAACAUUUCCUAUGUAUUUUAUUUUACAUAGAUCAUAUUGUAUAUAGUUAGUAUCUUUAUUAAUUUUUAUUAUGAAACUUUCCUUUGUCAUUAUUAGUCUUCAAAAGCAUGAUUUUUAAUAGUUGUUGAGUAUCCCACCAGAGGAAUGUAUCACAACUUAUUUAACCAUUCCUGUUUGUUAGUUUCUUAUUAAUGUUGAUGAAUAUUGUUUAAAAAUAAUUGUGUUGCACAUUUACUUUAAUUUCCUUGACUGCAAAGAGAAGUAAUUCUGCUGUUUGAUAAAGUAUUAUAUUAAUAAUAAAUCUGCCUGCAACUUUU
This is a messenger RNA of Rhinopithecus roxellana (golden snub-nosed monkey), 5010 nucleotides long. It is a transcript of the gene KL, whose product is annotated as klotho. Gene Ontology annotation, molecular function: hydrolase activity, hydrolyzing O-glycosyl compounds. The record is from RefSeq and is a predicted model, not a curated record. NCBI's taxonomy places the organism in Eukaryota, Metazoa, Chordata, Mammalia, Primates, Cercopithecidae. Bases 38 to 3076 code for a protein of 1012 amino acids. Gene Ontology annotation, biological process: carbohydrate metabolic process. The transcript has 5 exons.